AUGACGGAAUACAUUAAAUUCAAGGACUGGGACAAAGAUGAUUUUCGGUACGCCGAGGAGCGUAUCCGCGUGACGGCAGUAAUCCAAUCGGUCUCUGCAGAGCGAGGUUUUAGCCAUGCAACAGUGCAGAACAUGUUUAUCAGGAUUGGGCUUGUUGAGUUUGCCUUCGUGAUUAUCCAUUUCCAGAAGAAAGAGUGGGUGGAAGUUGGGAGUUCAAGGCAUGUCCCAGCAAGGGUUUAUUUCACUGAAGAUUGCGAGCUGCAGGAAAUAGAGCCGAAUCCGGAAUGGGAUGCAGAAAAGAAUUGA
Hyaloscypha bicolor E is the source of this 306-nucleotide messenger RNA. RefSeq lists its product as uncharacterized. The transcript has 2 exons. Lineage: Eukaryota; Fungi; Ascomycota; Leotiomycetes; Helotiales; Hyaloscyphaceae. Bases 1 to 306 code for a protein of 101 amino acids. The record is from RefSeq and is a predicted model, not a curated record.